Messenger RNA from Octodon degus (degu), 4550 nucleotides. RefSeq names its product rabenosyn, RAB effector (gene Rbsn). The coding region runs from base 358 to 2628 and encodes 756 amino acids. The transcript is spliced from 12 exons. Gene Ontology annotation, molecular function: metal ion binding. The record is from RefSeq and is a predicted model, not a curated record. Lineage: Eukaryota; Metazoa; Chordata; Mammalia; Rodentia; Octodontidae.
CUGUCAGUCUCCCUUCCGGUUCCGCAGGCGCGCCUACUGAGCGCCGAGCAGCCGAUACAUAUGGCGGCUAAGACCCUUUGAGGGGCCGCGCAGGCCCAGACUUCGGGCCGCCGACGACAUAGGCCUUCCCGCCGGCGGCCGAUCGGGUUCAAAGGGCUGUUGCUGGGGGCUCGCUCGGGAACGGUGUGAGUUCCUUCUGCUCCAGAGAGGAAACUUCAUCUGGGGCCAUGAUGCCACUUUCCUGUCACCUGUGUGACGCUUGGUUCAGCUAACACUCCAGGAACCCUGGUCAGGGGAAGAAUCAAGGGAACCAUUGGCAUGAGACCUCUGCCUUUUUGGAGUUGAAAGCGCACUGCCAUGGCUUCUCUGGACGACCCGGGGGAUGUGAGGGAGGGCUUCCUCUGCCCCCUGUGCUUGAAGGACUUGCAGUCUUUCUAUCAGUUGCAGUCACAUUAUGAGGAAGAACAUUCGGGUGAAGACCGUGAUGUCAAAGGGCAGAUUAAGAGUCUUGUUCAAAAGGCUAAGAAAGCAAAGAACAAGUUGCUGAGACGGGAAGGGGACGACCGAACAGAGCCAGGGUCCUCAGGAUAUGAGUCCUUCAGCAAUGGAGGGGUUGACCCUUACAUGUGGGAGCCUCAGGAACUGGGGACUGUGAGAAGCCAUCUUUCUGACUUCAAAAAACACCGUGCUGCCAGAAUUGACCACUAUGUUGUUGAAGUCAAUAAAUUAAUAAUCAGGUUAGAGAAGCUCACUGCAUUUGACAGAGCCAACACUGAAUCUGCAAAGAUUCGAGCUAUUGAAAAGUCUGUGGUGCCUUGGGUCAACGACCAAGACGUCCCUUUCUGUCCCGACUGUGGGAGCAAGUUCAGCAUUCGUAACCGUCGUCACCAUUGCCGCCUGUGUGGCUCAAUUAUGUGCAAGAGGUGCAUGGAGCUCAUCAGCCUGCCCUUGGCAAACAAGCUCACCAGUGCCAGCAGGGAUGCCCUGAGCACCCACACCAGCCCCAGCCAGUCUCCCGGCAGUGUGCAUGGCUCACGACGUGGCAGCAUCGGCAGUGUGAGCAGUGUGAGCUCCAUGCUGGACGAGAAGGAGGAUGAGCGCAUCCGCUGCUGUGGGCACUGCAAGGACACACUGCUGCGCAGGGAGCAGCAGAUGGAUGAGCGAGAGCACACUCCCGCCAUCACCAGGCUCUACGAGGAAUUGCGGCUCUGCAUGGAGAAGGUGGAUCAGAAAGCCCCAGAAUACACUCGAAUGGCAGCAUCCUUGAAUGCUGGGGAGACUACCUAUAGCCUGGAGCAGGCCAGCGACCUCCGCCUGGAGGUACAGAAAGUAUACGAACUCAUAGACGCCCUGAGUAAGAAGAUAUUAACCCUCGGAUUGAACCAGGACCCCCCACCGCACCCCAACACACUGCGGCUACAGAGGAUGAUCCGGUACUCAGCCACACUUUUUGUGCAGGAAAAGUUGCUGGGUUUGAUGUCAUUGCCGACCAAGGAACAGUUUGAAGAGCUGAAAAAGAAAAGGAAGCAGGAUAUGGAGAGGAAGAGGAUGCUAGAGAGACAGGCUGUCCUGGAAUCACAGCGCAGGCUGGAGGACAGACACCAUGGCCCAGAGGCCAAUGGGGAGGUGGCCCCAGCAAAGAAGACAGAGGGCUGGCUUCCGCUGCCAGGAACACAGGGCCAGCAUGAGGACCCUGACCCCCUGCUGCAGCAAAUCCACAACAUUGAGUCAUUCAUCAAGCAGGCCCAAGCUGCUGGCCGUGCGGAUGAGGUGCGCACCCUAGGGGAGAACCUGCGGCAGUUGCAAGAUGAGUAUGACCAGCAGCAGACCGCCAAAGCCAUUGAACUGUCCCGCAGACAGGCUGAGGAGGAGGCCCUGCAGCGUGAGCAGUUGCAGAGGUUGCAGGAGCAGGAGUGGGAACGAGAUCAGGCCGCCUCCCUGCACUCCCGGACCCGGGCACUGGACUCCCGGGAGGCUGCACCUUUCCUAUUGGAGCCCAGCUGGGGGCCUCGUCCAUACCCAGCCUUCACGCUGGAGCUAGGCUCCCCAGGCCUGAGAAGCACAGUCCCUGAAACUCCCUCACCUAGUGCAGCGUGGGCCCUGGGCCAGGAGAGCCUCCCCCAGAGCACCAAGCCCCAGCAGGGUGACAACGCUCUGAACCCCUUCAGUGGGGAUAGCCUCUCCAGCCCUGCCACAGUAAAGGCUAUGCUCCCCAGAGAGUAUAACCCUUUUGAGGAGGAGGAAGAGGAGGAGAAAGAGGCAGCAGCUUCAGGUAUUGCCGUGGCCACUGGCAACCCCUUCAUGAGCCCUGACAGCCCAGCACCCAACCCCUUCGAUGAGGAUGAUGAUGAGGACCACAACAGCCCCAGCUGGAGGCCUGCCAGCCCACCUGUGCCCAGCAAUCCCUUUGAGGAGCCCACUGGCACCAACCCCUUCGAGGUAGACAGUGACAGUGGCCCAGAGGCUGUGGAGCCCAUCGAGGAGGACCUGCUCCUGCAGCAGAUCAACAAUAUCAAGGCCUACAUCUUUGAUGCUAAGCAGUAUGGCCGCCUGGACGAGGUGGAGGUGCUGACUGAGAACCUGCGGGAGCUGAGGUGCACCUUGGCCAAGCAGAAAGGGGGACCCUGAGGGACGGGGGAGCAGGGCAUGCACCACAGAUGCUGCUAUCCAUGUCAGAUGUGUCUCCAUGACAGCAGCUAACACAGGAACUCCUGGUGCACCAGCCUUCACUCCUUGGUGGCAUUUCCUGCCUGUCUUGUUUUUCACUUGGGAUGUUCUCCUUUCAAGAACUUUGCAUUUUUACUACAAAGCUGCAACUUGGGCCAAAGUGGACGUGGCCAUCAGCACCACAUGGUCUUGGGUGCUAUACAGUGUUAGGGCGGCUUAUUGACAGGUAGCCUGGGUCCCCCAAAUUGUCCUCUGGCAGAAUGCUAUGUUCUUUGGGCUGUGGGACCCCAGCUUUUCCUAGGGUUAGUCCUGGGGACCAGUGCUAUGGUGCAGGGAACACUGGAGUGGUGACUGCACCUUGGAAAAUGUGCCAGCAAUGUCCCUUUCCGCCUUGGACACUGCGUCUUCCAGUGCAUUGGGCACUGUGGCUUGGCCACUAGCCUUCAGGAAGAGAAAUGCCUGGUUUCUGUUAGUGCAUCUGGGAGAAGUCCCUACCUGGCUGCAGUCCUGAGCCAGGCUUUGGGGAAGGGCCAGCAUAUAGCUCCAGAGCUGGUAAGCAGAGGCCUCUGAGGAGCAUCACCAGGAGAGCAGGGCCUCUCUGAGGCUGAGUAGAGUCCAGCGAACUCUUUGCCCUCUGGCCAGCGUCCUCCCUCUUGGGCCAUGCUGGCCUGAGUGCUGCUGAGCACUUUCCUCACCAGUGUUAGCAUUAAGGAACCAAACUGUUUGGAGGGCCAGAUAGCACCCUGCAGUGGCCUGUGGCACUUGAGUCUUUGUUAGGGCAGAGGAGGCAGCUUCCCCUUUGGUUCUGGUGCACAGGAGCCAGACCCUGGGCUGACCGGCACCCUCAGAUCUGGGGCAGCAUGCUGCAGGGAGCCUGGUAACGAACAGUGUAUUCACUCGUCACUUUAUGCUCUUGCCUCCCUUGAGGCUGUGCUUCCAAUAGGUAGUGCAGGCGCCAUUCAUCUGCUUGCUAGUGGACUGGCAGAGUCUGUUGGCCAAAUGAGGACAAAUCCUGGGUGGGGAAGGAAGGGGUAUACAGAGAACACUGUUGACUGGGUAGUGUUCAUGAAGGAUGCAGCAUCAGGCAUAUGAGAUGUUGCCUGCUUUGGGAUUCUAUCCCCAGGGUCCAGGCCCUCUGUGCUAUGGUGCUGGGGCUGGAAGAGCCAACCUGUUGCUCUCUGCUCAGUCAUCUUUUUUUUGGAGGAGCUAGUGGCCUUCUGACCCAAAGAAGCCAGUGUAGCUUGCUGCCAUCUGUGCUUUCUGCAGGAGAGUGCACUUUCCUUCAAUGGGGUUUCAGUGGAGACGCACUUGCCCCUGCUGCUCCCUGAAACCAGUGCCAGGUAGCAACCUGCAAGGAACUGAGCAUUGGAGACAGACACAGAAUGUUUAAAAAACAAAACAGGAACUCUAAGAAAUUAACUCUGAACAUACUAAUCCAAAAGUCAGAUCUCUCAUGUUCUGUGGAACUGUCCAAUGGCUGUCUUCCAGUCUUGGUCUCUGACCCUGUAGCUGGUGGAGGACAGGUGACAGUGGGGAAGAGAUACCUGUGUGCCCCACCUGGGAGGACACCUUGCCCUUCCUCAGCCAUGGUCAUGGUGCUGGCAGAGCCCACAGUGGCCAUGGUUGUAUGUGGAGGACCAGUCUGUGCUUAGGUUUAUGUCUCUGUCUAAUACACUAAGAAUACUCCCAUUUGCAGCUCAGUGUCUGCUGCUCCAAUGCCACAGCGUCCUGUGUCAUUGAGCCUCAUGGUAGGUCAGGCACUGGAAUGUGGUAAGAAGUGAGCUCAACCCACUGGUCACCUCACAGUGCUGUGCACACACUGCUCUGGUCCUUGUGUCAGAACCAUUUUUGAAAAAUAAAGUUAUGAGUGGUGGGUGUGUACA